AUGGCUGACAAGCAGAUCAGUUUGCCUGCCAAAUUGAUCAAUGGGGGUGUCGCUGGUCUAAUUGGAGUCACCUGCGUGUUUCCCAUCGACUUGGCUAAAACUCGCUUGCAAAACCAGCAAAAUGGAUCUCGCCUUUACACCAGCAUGUCAGAUUGCCUUAUCAAGACUAUCCGGUCAGAGGGAUACUUUGGGAUGUACAGAGGUGCGGCGGUGAAUUUAACACUGGUCACGCCAGAAAAAGCCAUCAAAUUAGCGGCCAAUGACUUCUUCAGGCAUCACCUCUCCAAGGAUGGAAAGCUCACUUUGCUCAAAGAGAUGCUGGCUGGGUGCGGUGCAGGCACUUGCCAGGUUAUUGUCACCACUCCUAUGGAGAUGUUGAAAAUUCAGCUCCAAGAUGCUGGACGUAUUGCGGCUCAAAGGAAGCUGAUGCCAGAAUCGGUGCCAGCUGGCACAGUGGAACCCAAGUCGCCAACUGCAAUGCAGCUCACCAGACAAUUACUGAGGGAAAAGGGAAUUGCUGGAUUAUACAAGGGCCUAGGUGCCACAUUGCUCAGGGAUGUUCCAUUCUCCAUCAUCUACUUCCCUCUUUUUGCUAACCUGAAUAAAUUCGGAAAGGGAGGUGCUGAUGGACCCGCUCCUUUCUAUGUGUCGUUCAUUUCCGGCUGCUUAGCGGGGAGCACGGCUGCAGUUGCGGUCAACCCAGUCGACGUGAUAAAGACAAGACUUCAGUCUUUAAACCGGGGGAGCACAGAGGAUACGUACAGCGGAGUGACCGACUGCAUCAGGAAAAUCUUGCGCAAUGAAGGCCCAUCAGCCUUCCUGAAGGGGGCCUACUGUCGAGCUUUGGUCAUCGCACCUCUUUUUGGCAUCGCUCAGGUGGUUUACUUCCUGGGCGUAGGAGAGUAUCUUCUUAGCUUCUUGCCUAAAAAGGACAACUAG
Messenger RNA from Nerophis lumbriciformis (worm pipefish), 939 nucleotides. NCBI's taxonomy places the organism in Eukaryota, Metazoa, Chordata, Actinopteri, Syngnathiformes, Syngnathidae. The record is from RefSeq and is a predicted model, not a curated record.